This is a messenger RNA of Raphanus sativus (radish), 598 nucleotides long. RefSeq lists its product as uncharacterized. The transcript is spliced from 2 exons. Lineage: Eukaryota; Viridiplantae; Streptophyta; Magnoliopsida; Brassicales; Brassicaceae. The record is from RefSeq and is a predicted model, not a curated record. The coding region runs from base 204 to 443 and encodes 79 amino acids.
AAGCCUAAGGCUCAGGCUAAGCCAAUCAAUCUUUGAAUUUUUUUAGAAAGACGUAAGUGAGAACCGGAAGUUUCGCCAAUCCGACUAUAAUUAUAAUCCGCUCUUUAGAAAACUUUCGUUUAUAAAUAUAUUUUUACUGUUUCUACAAGUUAUUUUCCCCCUCCCAUAAACUAUCUUACAGCAGUUGAGUUCUUAUCUUAAUAAUGAACCUAAAGCCCAUGCAGGAAAUGGACAACAAGAAAAGACAAGAGGAGGAUGGAUCAAAAGUAGUGGUGGUUGAGACAACGGAGCAACGUGCUUCAGCGGGUAAAGGCCCAGAGCAGAGGAAAAUAGAGGUGGUUCACAAGUCUCACCCCAAAACUAGUGGUGGUGUUCUGGUCGGAGCUGCCGCCGCAGUCGAACCCACCCUUGAAUCUGCCAAACAAGUCAUCUCUAAAAAGUAAAACCAAAAACUUUAAUCUCUGUUUUCGAGAUAAUUGUAUAAAUUUCGUAUACUCUUUUGUAAUCCCAUGAUAAUCAGAACCUCUAUUAUCCCUUUGUUUUCUCCCAUUUGAUUUUAUCCCUUCUUAUCUAUAUAAGAUAACUUAAGGCACACGAA